This is a messenger RNA of Zea mays, 2054 nucleotides long. Its product is annotated as glutamyl-tRNA reductase-like protein. The record is from RefSeq and is marked provisional. The coding region runs from base 254 to 1849 and encodes 531 amino acids. Gene Ontology annotation, molecular function: glutamyl-tRNA reductase (NADP+) activity; NADP binding. The transcript is spliced from 3 exons. Gene Ontology annotation, biological process: tetrapyrrole biosynthetic process. Lineage: Eukaryota; Viridiplantae; Streptophyta; Magnoliopsida; Poales; Poaceae.
GCCAAGGCCUCCGAUUUCGCUAAUGCGACGGUGAAAUCCCGCACCUACCUCCUUCCUCUCUCUCCGAGGACCCUCGCACCAAGAACUGAGCGGGAAGAGAGGUAGAGAGGCAAGCGCACGAGAGUUUCUGCUCCUCUCUCGCCUCGCCUCCGUCUCCUUUCCUCUCUGGUUCUCUCUCUGCGAUUCUCGUCGCAUUGGUUCCGUUCCCUCACGAAAGGCGGUAGCUUUCUGUCUUCCCUGAUCUAUCUAGAUAAUGGCGACCACGACGUCAGCGACCACCGCCGCCGCAGCAGCCGCCACCACCGCCAAGCCGCGGGGGUCGUCGUCGGCCCUCUGCCAGAGGGUGGCCGGCGGCGGCAGGCGGCGCUCCGGGGUGGUGCGGUGCGACGCCGCCGGCGUGGAGGCCCAGGCGCAGGCCGUGGCAAAGGCUGCCAGCGUCGCCGCCCUCGAGCAGUUCAAGAUAUCCGCCGACCGGUACAUGAAGGAAAGGAGUACCAUAGCUGUGAUAGGCCUCAGUGUACACACAGCACCAGUGGAGAUGCGUGAAAAACUUGCUGUUGCAGAGGAACUGUGGCCCCGUGCUAUUCAAGAACUCACUAGCCUGAACCAUAUUGAAGAGGCUGCUGUUCUUAGUACCUGUAAUAGAAUGGAAAUUUAUGUGGUGGCGCUAUCAUGGAACCGUGGUAUCAGAGAAGUAGUGGACUGGAUGUCGAAGAAAAGUGGUAUUCCCGCUUCCGAGCUUAGGGAGCACCUGUUCAUCUUGCGAAGCAGUGAUGCCACACGCCAUCUGUUUGAGGUGUCAGCUGGCCUUGACUCUUUGGUUCUCGGUGAAGGACAAAUCCUUGCUCAGGUUAAACAAGUUGUGAGGAGUGGACAGAACAGUGGAGGCUUGGGAAAGAACAUCGAUAGGAUGUUCAAGGAUGCAAUCACUGCUGGAAAGCGUGUCCGCAGCGAGACCAACAUAUCAUCUGGUGCUGUUUCUGUCAGUUCAGCGGCGGUUGAACUGGCCCUGAUGAAGCUUCCGAAGUCUGAAGCACUGUCAGCUAGGAUGCUUCUGAUUGGUGCUGGUAAAAUGGGAAAGCUAGUGAUCAAACAUCUGGUUGCCAAAGGAUGCAAGAAGGUUGUUGUGGUGAACCGCUCCGUGGAAAGGGUGGAUGCUAUUCGUGAGGAGAUGAAAGAUAUAGAGAUCGUGUACAGGCCUCUCUCAGACAUGUAUCAAGCUGCUGCUGAAGCUGAUGUCGUGUUCACCAGCACCGCAUCUGAAACUUCAUUGUUCGCAAAAGAACACGCAGAGGCACUCCCCCCUGUCUCUGAUACUAUGGGAGGUGUUCGCCUGUUUGUCGACAUAUCUGUCCCCAGGAAUGUCAGCGCAUGUGUGUCUGAAGUUGGCGCUGCACGAGUGUACAAUGUCGACGACUUGAAAGAGGUGGUGGAAGCCAACAAGGAGGACCGGCUCAGGAAAGCAAUGGAGGCGCAGACAAUCAUCACCGAAGAACUGAGACGGUUCGAGGCAUGGAGGGACUCGCUGGAGACCGUUCCGACCAUCAAGAAGCUGAGGUCGUACGCGGACAGGAUCAGGGCCUCGGAGCUCGAGAAGUGCCUGCAGAAAGUAGGUGAGGACGCCCUCACCAAGAAGAUGAGGAGAGCCAUCGAGGAGCUGAGCACCGGCAUCGUUAACAAGCUCCUCCAUGGCCCGCUGCAGCACCUGAGGUGCGACGGCAGCGACAGCCGCACCCUUGACGAGACGCUCGAGAACAUGCACGCCCUCAACCGGAUGUUCAGCCUCGACAUGGAGAAGGCGAUCAUCGAGCAGAAGAUCAAGGCCAAGGUGGAGAAGACACAAAACUGAGGCCAGGAAGCAAUUUUUCUACCACCAUUAUCUAUAUAUAUAGCGUCUCCAAUCUCAUUCCAUUUUUUUAUCCUUUCACUCAGUGAGCCCUUCCCCUGCUCACUGUGAUCGUUAACUGUGUCUGUGAAUUAGAGCCAUGGCAGCGUGUUGUCAAUAACAGCAAUGUGUCCCAAUUCCCCACAGAAGAAAGACUAUAUUUAUAUGC